AAGUAAUUCUAAAUGAAAAUAAGUCAGAAGUCACUAAAUUAUUGUUUUUGACAUUUUAAUUGAAUUUCACUAUCAAAAUACAUAGCUCACAUGUUUCCCAUCUUAUCUAAAAUUCCAGUUUAUCAAAAUUCUAUUUGAAUAGGUUAUUAAAAUAUUUAAACUACUAACUGGUUAUAAUUCAUAACCAUCCAGAGGAUAUAUAAAGGAAUGGGACACUGGAUGUCUGAAUCGAAAGAUAUUGACAGAACACAGGUAAGAAAUGUCGAAGAAUCUUGUAAGCAGGUACUGGUUGAGCAGUUCGGAUAGUGAAAGUUCUUGCAACGAAGAAGGAAAUGAAGUGAUCAUUGGUUUCGCACCGGAGGAAGGGGAGAAAUACAAGAACUGCAUUGACAUUGUAAUGAAAACCCAGAAGAUGCAAGGCACCAUCCGGAUGGCACUCAAUCCAACGCUGGAGGAAAUUCUUACGGACUUCUUUGUGACGUUAGAAGAAUGGAAGAAAAAGGAAUCGGCUAUGUUACAUUGUGACGGCAAUCAGUUUAGAAAGAAAAAGUUUAUGCACUCAAAGAGAAGAUGAAGAUUUAAUGAAAUAGUUCCUAACUAUAACAAUUGUGAACAAUAGCCGAUAUGAAAAUCUUCUUAUUUUGAAUUUGAUGUGUUGUUAAAUAAAAUAUCAAAAUUUUAUAUUUA
This is a messenger RNA of Nezara viridula (southern green stink bug), 687 nucleotides long. The record is from the annotation of a GenBank genome assembly. NCBI's taxonomy places the organism in Eukaryota, Metazoa, Arthropoda, Insecta, Hemiptera, Pentatomidae.